AUGGACGUGUCACCGCUCCUUGCACUGCUGCUCGUUGCCCUCCUCUCCCUGCUCCUCUUCCUCUCCACCGGGACCGGGAGGAAGACGCUGGGCGGCGAUGGCCGGCGGCGGCUGCCGCCGUCGCCUCGGGGCUUUCCUAUCCUGGGACACCUGCCUCUUCUGGGCCCCCUGCCGCACCGGAAGCUGUGGGCAAUGGCGCAGGCGCACGGCCCGGUGAUGCUCCUCCGCUUCGGCCGCGUGCCCACGGUGGUGGCCUCGUCGGCGGCCGCGGCGCAGGAGGUGAUGAAGACCCACGACCUGGCGUUCGCGAGCCGCCCCAGGUUGCGCAUGGCCGAGCGCCUCGUCUACGGCCGCGACGUGGCCUUCGUCCCCUACGGCGAGCACUGGCGCCAGGGCCGCCGCGUCUGCGUGCUCCACCUCCUCAGCCAGCGCCGCGUCACCUCCUUCCGCCACGCCCGGGAGCAGGAGGUCGCCGCGAUGCUCGCCCGCGUCCGCCGCGACGGCGGCGGCGCCGUGAACCUCACCGCCCAAAUCAUCUCCUACACCAACGGCAUCAUCUCCCGCGCCGCGUUCGGCGACAAAGGAGGGAGCUACUACGACGGCCCCGACGGCGGCGAGAAGCUCACGAAGCUGUUCGCCGACUUCGAGGGGCUCCUGGGGACCGUCACCAUGGGGGACUUCGUGCCGUGGCUGGCGUGGGUCGACGCGCUCAUGGGGCUGGACGCCAAGGCCACGCGCACGUCCGCGGAGAUGGACGCCUUCCUCGAGCGGGUCAUCUCGGACCACCGACAGAGGCGCCGUGGCGGCCACCGUGACGAAGACGAUCACCGGGACUUCGUCGACGUGCUGUUGGACGUGAACGACGACGAGGCGGACGCCAGUGGAGCCAAAUUUGACGACGUGGCCAUCAAGGCCAUUAUCCUGGACAUGUUUGCCGCCGCCACGGACACGACCUACACGACGCUGGUAUGGGCCAUGGCCGAGCUCAUCAACCACCCACACGAGAUGCGCAAGGUCCAGGACGAGAUCCGCGCGGCCGUCGCCGUCGCCGGCGGCGACCGCGUCACCGAGGACCACCUCGAGAAGCUGCGCUACCUCAGGUGCGUCAUCAAGGAGACGCUCCGGCUGCGGACGCCGCUGCCGCUCCUGCUGCCCCAUGAGACGACCGUGGACACGGAGCUGCUCGGCUACCACGUCCCAGCGCGCACCCGCGUCAUCGUCAACGCCUGGGCCAUCGCGCGGGACCCCGCGACUUGGGAGCGUGCGGACGAGUUCGUGCCGGAGCGGUUCGCCGGCGACGACCUCACGACGGACUACUUGCUCGGGCAGGACUUCAGGUUCGUGCCGUUCGGCGCUGGAAGAAGAGGGUGUCCUGGGGUGGGGUUCUCUGUGCCGGUCAUGGAGCUGGCGCUGUCGAGCUUGCUGUAUCACUUUGACUGGGAGCUGCCGGCUGGAGGACCGUCGAAGCUGGAGAUGGACGAGCUGAACGGGCUGUCCGUGCGGCUCAAGGCGAACCUGUGUUUGGUUGCUAAGCCGUGGUGUCGUCAGUAA
This is a messenger RNA of Miscanthus lutarioriparius, 1551 nucleotides long. The record is from the annotation of a GenBank genome assembly. NCBI's taxonomy places the organism in Eukaryota, Viridiplantae, Streptophyta, Magnoliopsida, Poales, Poaceae.